GGAUAAUACGUUGUUCUACGGUUGAUAAAAUGGAGUCCAUGCUGAAUAAAUUGAAGAGUACCGUUACAAAGGUAACGGCUGAUGUCACCAGUGCAGUCAUGGGAAAUCCUGUUACCAGGGAAUUUGAUGUUGGCCGACAUAUUGCCAGUGGUGGUAAUGGUCUUGCUUGGAAGAUCUUUAAUGGAACUAAAAAAUCAACAAAACAGGAAGUGGCUGUUUUUGUCUUUGAUAAGAAGCUAAUAGACAAGUAUCAAAAAUUUGAAAAGGAUCAGAUUAUUGAUUCUUUAAAACGAGGUGUUCAACAGCUAACCAGGCUUCGACACCCUCGACUACUUACAGUUCAACAUCCAUUGGAGGAAUCCAGGUAAGCUCUAGUAAAGGAUUGCUUGGCGUUUUGUACAGAACCAGUCUGUGCAAGUUUAGCUAACGUUCUUGGCAACUGGGACAACCUACCUUCUCCUUUACCAUCUGACAUUAAAGAAUACAAACUUUAUGAUGUGGAGACCAAAUAUGGUUUGCUUCAGGUUUCUGAAGGCUUGUCAUUUUUGCAUAGCAGUGUGAAAAUGGUUCAUGGAAAUAUUACUCCUGAAAACAUAAUUUUGAAUAAGAGUGGAGCAUGGAAAAUUAUGGGCUUUGAUUUUUGUAUCCAGUCAACAAAUCCAUCUGAACAGGAGCCAAAGUUCCCUUGUAAGGAAUGGGAUCCAAACUUGCCAUCCUUGUGUCUUCCAAAUCCUGAAUAUCUGGCACCAGAAUAUAUUCUCUCCGUGAGCUGUGAGACAGCCAGUGAUAUGUACUCUCUAGGAGCUGUUAUGUAUGCAGUGUUUAAUAAAGGGAAACCGAUUUUUGAGGUCAACAAGCAGGAUAUUUAUAAAAGCUUUAGUAGACAGCUGGAUCAGCUGAGCCGUUUAAGCUCCAGUACUCUUCAGAAUAUACCAGAGGAGGUGCGUGAACAUGUAAAGCUACUCUUAAAUGUAGCUCCAGCAGUCAGACCAGACGCAGAUCAAAUGACUAAGAUACCAUUCUUUGACGAUGUAGGAGCAAUGACGCUUCAGUAUUUUGAUUCAUUAUUUCAAAGAGAUAACCUUCAGAAAUCACAGUUUUUUAAAGGUCUACCAAAGGUUCUGCCAAAACUUCCUAAGCGUGUCAUAAUUCAGCGAAUUUUGCCUUGCUUGACUUCUGAAUUUGUGAAUCCUGAUAUGGUACCCUUUGUCUUGCCUAAUGUUCUCCUAAUUGCUGAGGAAUGCACCAAAGAAGAAUAUAUCAGGCUCAUUCUGCCUGAUCUUGGUCCUGUUUUUAAGCAGCAAGAACCAAUCCAGAUCUUGUUGAUCUUUCUGCAAAAAAUGGACUUGCUUCUAACCAAAACUCCACCAGAUGAAAUAAAGAACAGUGUUUUACCAAUGGUUUAUAGAGCCUUGGAAGCACCCUCAAUUCAGAUCCAGGAGCUUUGCCUAAACAUAAUUCCCACGUUUGCCAAUUUAAUAGAUUACCCAUCAAUGAAAAAUUCAUUAAUUCCAAGAAUUAAAAAUGCAUGUUUGCAAACUUCUUCUCUUGCUGUCCGGGUAAACUCACUAGUGUGCUUAGGCAAGAUUUUGGAGUACUUGGAUAAAUGGUUUGUGCUUGACGAUAUUUUACCUUUUCUACAACAAAUUCCAUCCAAGGAACCUGCAGUGCUAAUGGGAAUUUUAGGUAUUUACAAAUGUACAUUUACUCAUAAGAAGUUGGGAAUUACCAAAGAACAGCUUGCCGGAAAAGUAUUGCCCCAUCUGAUUCCUCUUAGUAUUGAGAACAAUCUUAAUCUCAAUCAGUUCAAUUCUUUUAUUUGUGUCAUAAAAGAUAUGCUUAAUAGAUUGGAGGCAGAGCAUAAAACAAAACUUGAGCAACUUCAUGUCAUGCAAGAGCAACAGAAAUCGUUGGAUAUAGCUAACCAAAUGAGUGUGUCUGAAGAGGCAAGAUCUAGUAGUACAAGUAAUCAGAUUGACAAGGUAUUUAAUACUAGUGGAACUGACCUUCUAACCAGUGGAUCUGAGAGUAAAGAGAAUGACAUGUCAUCAACACAGAAAAAGGCAUCACUUACACUAGAAGAGAAGCAAAAGCUAGCUAAAGAACAAGAACAGGCACAGAAACUGAAAAGCCAGCAACCUCUUAAGCCGCAAGCAACUGUAAUAACACCUCCAGUGAAGCAGACAAAAGACUUGACAGAUACCUUGAUAGAUAAUAUGUCAUCUUUGGCUAGCCAUUCUAUCAACAAAGCGAAAGUUCCACCUUCAAACAGCUUCUCUACUGUCCCUUCGAUGGGCGUUGGAAUGGGAUUUUCAUCAUCUAUUGACAACACAAAGAGAAAUAUAACAAAUGGACUAAAUACUAAUAUGGGUUUUCAGACUGCUGGAUUCAGUAUGGGAGCUGGUCCCACCACUCAGAAUUUCUUCAGUGGUCCAAGUGCAACAACAACAACCAAGAUGAACAUUGUACCAACUGCCAAUAUGCCAAAUUACAGUCCUAUGAAUGCUGCCUCUGCAAUCUCUCCACUGACACAACAGAACAGACCCCCAGAUAUGUCUGCUUUAGAUAAUCUUUUUGGUCCUCAAAAACCCAAAGUUAGCAUGAAACAGUUGGCUCAACAGAAAUCAAGCCAGUGGGUUAAUCAGUUUGUACCCCCGCAAGGGUCCCCAGGUGCAAGCACUUCAGUCUUGGGACCUCAGAUGAACAUGAUAGGACAACCUGGCUUUGGUAUACAGGGUAAUCCUUUCUUUGCUCCUCAGAACUUUGCACAACCAGCAAACACAAUGACAAACAGCAGUUCAGCUAGUAAUGACUUAAAAGAUCUUUUUGGGUAAAAUGUUUUGUUUUGUUCUUUCAAAGAUCGAUGAAAUUUGGAUCAUGGGUAAGCUGAUUAACAUCUUUUUUUGAUUAGUACAAGCAUGACUUGGGGAAACUUUCAGCCCAGCAAACGAAAGACUUUUGCACUGGAAAAAAAGACUUGAUUUUGCAUUCACUUGGUACUGCAGUGGAAUUGCGUAAGUGCAAAGUCAUCUUACAUGCUAAAGAUUUCCUGUCUCUUUACCGAGCACCAGAGCACUGAAGGUAGGAUGCAUAUAUUCAAUCAAAAAAGAAGCAGCUAAGUGUUUCAGAAUUAUUCAGAAGCGUUCUCAAUCAACUCCUGUGAAAUUUCCUACAAAAUUUUGGUUUUUAAAUUCAACAAAAAUGCUUAGGGGGUAAUAGUGCUAGUGAAUGCAAUCCUGCAGCCUAGUCCUUUCAGUGUCUGCGAAAUUCUUAUUGAUCAUUUGUCUUGCCUGAAUUUAGCACAAACUGUCAUUUUGCCUUAUGACAGUUUGCAAAAAGUAAAUUCUUAUGCUGCCUCAAAAAGUUUUGUUAGCCAUGCUACACGGAAAGAGCUCUAACCAGUAUCUGUGUAAGAGACAAGAACAGAAAAUGUUUUGUAUUUCUUCCCUUGUAAGAUAAUUAAAAUUAAUGUGGUAAUAAACUACAAUAAGAUUCAGGAGGCAUAAGAAGCUGUUUUAGAAUUUUGUGCUAGUUUGGGACAGAGUAAGAACACUGCUCCGAUGGUCACGCUCAUUUACAGCCUGUUUCACAAUGCCAGAUCCUUGUUACCAGCCCCAUAGCAAAAGCAGCAUGCCACUUAAGCAGCAUUUACAGUGCAUUUGGUGACAUGAUCACAUUUCUUAUAUAUUCCAGUGUUUUGGCUAAUUUGAUACUGCUUCUAACUGGUGUGAAAAAAGAAUAUGAGUAGUUAUGGAACCUCCUAAAAAGAAUGUUCUCUGUAAAAUUCAGAUGUUGACUGCCCCAACUGUCUUAACUAAGCAGUUCUGUGUAACUAAACACACACUGUUUAGUUACACAGAAAUAUCUUGAAUUACUGCAUAGAUUUUGGCUCCGUUGGGAAGAUGGAAAAGGAUUGUCUCAUACAAGUUGCACAUGGUUGCGUGAAAAAACAGAGUGCCAUAAAUUGCCUUGACUAGAAUAAACCAUUUCAUUUUAAUUUUGUUUUAACUCAAGUCCUUAUGAAGGAUAGAUGAAUAUGAGGCGAGUUCUCAAAUACAGAUUUGUAAGCUCUAGAAUAUAUGGUAAAUACACAGGUAUUUCAGAUCCUUUUUAUUGUAUUACUCCAAAUUUAAUAAAGCUCUCCA
Molecule: messenger RNA, 4145 nt
Organism: Charadrius vociferus (killdeer)
Lineage: Eukaryota; Metazoa; Chordata; Aves; Charadriiformes; Charadriidae
Gene: SCYL2
Product: SCY1-like 2 (S. cerevisiae)
Exons: 17
Coding region: 564-2834 (756 amino acids)
Biological process (GO): protein phosphorylation
Molecular function (GO): protein kinase activity; ATP binding
Source: RefSeq, a predicted model, not a curated record